ACCCACUUUUGCCAAAAAUUGAAAAUCCAAUGAUGGUGGAAAGAAGCUUACAGACCACACCAACUAGACGGAAACACAACCUUAGCUUGAAAGCUGCCAGUAGAAGACACUCGAGACAAAAGUCUUCUCAACAGUCGACCCAGGAAAGCACAAUUGAGCCACCUUUUGUAUCCCCACCUCCACUUGAGAUCAGUGAGGACUCUAAUUUAAAUUUUGAUGUCGUUUGGGAUGAUAGACAAGAUAUUCCCUCACCGAGUUCCAGUUAUGCACGUAUUGACUUUGAGAAAAUAUUGAAAAGCUUUCCUGAUGUGGAAAGUCCUGUAUCAAGAAAGCAGAUUAUGUCACUAACAGGAAUGGAGAGCCAAAGGAAGGAGAGCACCCCAUCAUCGAUUGAAAGAAGAAAGUGGAGGCGAUGGAGCAAUGAUAAUAGCACAGAAUCACUAGCACGUCUUUGUAAUUUAGCAGCAACUCUGACUGCUCCCAGCAAUAAGGCCAAGUUGGAAAACCCUUGUUCAAAGAGCGAUGGAGAGAACUGCAAAGAACAAGACAGUCUCAGUGAGUAUCUAGAAGACAGCUUCAUGGAUCAUAGUAGCAUCGUACAAUGUCUAAACGAUUCAUUUGAUGACUUUACUAGUCCUAGUGAUGGUACAGUAACUCCACCUACACUGCACAGAGAAGCAAAUCAAAUCAAACUCAGCACCACCACAUGUACUAAUGCUAGUAUUAAACCCACCAGUAUAGCAGCUCUACCACCUUCACAACCUAAUACCCAUCAUCCUACUACUUCUGGCAUCAGUCAUUCUCAAGGGAUCAAAAAGAGCAUGGACCAUCAUGUUGUUAAUAAAACUGGGUCACAUUGUCCUGUUACAUCGACAAGAAAUAUUCAUCAUAAUGGUAGUGCUACUAAUCCUGUACGGUCAAUGGAAAAUCAAUACCGUCCUUCUAGACUUUUUUCUAAUUCAACGAGAGGUUCUGUUCUUCAAAAUACCUACCAUAAUCAUCAAGAUAGGCAUGCACCCUGUUUGUCAUCCCAUCCCCAUUCUGUUAGACUCAACUCUACUUCUUCUGCUUCUCAUUCCAAACCUCAAAAUGCAAUCAGUUCAACAGCCAAGCCCACACACACAUACUCAUCUCAUCCUUCCAAUGAUAAAAUCAAUUACUCAUCAUCACAGUUUAAUGAGAUCAAAGGUAAGAGGAGAGUAAGCCCUAGUGCUGUUGCUCCCCUUAAAGGAAGUCCUUAUGCCCAACAGAAACCUAUUGGGGGUGCCAGUGAUGAUGUCAAAGAUAAUGAAAGUGAAACUGAUGAUGAUGACUUUUGGACAAAAGUAGCACUGUCAGUUGAUAAGCUUGAGGAGGAGGAGGCUGAGACUGAUGAUAAUGGUGACAAGCUUUUGGCCUCUCUAGAUGAAAAAGCUGUCGAUGAAUUGUUCACUUUUGACGAUGACAUUGAAAAUAAAGAUCUACCUAAACGAAUGUGUAGUCAGGAAGACAUUCAACGAAAGAAGCUUCAGGCAAAGAGGAAACUUCAAAGGAGGUACAAGACCUCUUGAAUCAGCUGUUUUCCCUUCAUUUCAUUAUAAUUCUAUUAUUAUCAACCUUUCAUUUUUGCAUAGUAUCCUUUUAUAAUUCUAGUGUCUUUGAAUCUACUGUAUCUCUCUCUCUGCUUAUUUAUAUCAUUAUCAAAUCAACUAUUUAAUCCACACCAUUUUAUUAUAACACAAGUCGAUCAUAGUAUGUUAACCAAUGCAAUAGCACUUUAUAACCAAUACAACAAUCAUUGACAUUAAA
Molecule: messenger RNA, 1788 nt
Organism: Amphimedon queenslandica
Lineage: Eukaryota; Metazoa; Porifera; Demospongiae; Haplosclerida; Niphatidae
Exons: 7
Coding region: 30-1550 (506 amino acids)
Source: RefSeq, a predicted model, not a curated record